AUUAUGAGUUGGACAAUUAGUUAAUUUGAUACAAUACCAAAGCAAGAAUAAUCGAAAAAUAACUAUACCACCGCAUACUAAUAAGUAAGACAUAACAGAUAACCAAAUUCUUGAAUCUUAAAACAAAUUUCAACUCGAACAUUUAGUGAAUAUCAAAGUAACUAAUAUCCCGUCCGUAGGGCGGGCCGACCCUAGCAUGUUAAUAAUGACAUGUUAUUAUAACAUGCUUCUUGUCUUUUACUAGAGGGAAAUUCAAAAUUUGGCCGUUUAUUUGACUGGCGUAUAAUGUUUAAAUAUCUAUUAACGUACAAAUAUGAUUUUUAGUUGAUUCAAUAUCACUGGUUUGGUUUUCCGAACCGGUGGGUAUUUUAUCAUAGUUUAGUCAUUGUUGUCAUAAAAAAAAAAAAUCUACAUGAAAAGCACAAUCAAUUUUCUCAUAAGAUGAUUUAUGUAGGUAAGUGGAAGUAACAUGGAAGUGGUAUUGUACGUUAAAAAAACAUUCUCGGGGUAAUCAAAUAUUUUUCUUUCACUACGACGGUGUUCGAGCUCAGGUUAUAUUUCUCCACAAUAAAUUUUUAAGAUAUGGUAUAUUUCUACCAGAUUGCUACAAGAUAAAUCAUACAAGAUGUUAAUUAACCGGAUAACUUCAGUGGGACAUUGAGCGGCUCCGGAUAAUCAAGACAUGGAAGAGAUGAUGAUAAGAAGAAGUAAGGUGUCUACAUAGAUCCUGAGAUCAUAGUGAGACUGAUAGCUGUCUCAAAGAACCGUUAUUCCUAAGAAAGGCUCAUCGACACCGGAAAACCAUUACAGCAAAGGCACAAAAAGAAAAUCCUGAUUCUGAUGUCUGAUGUGUAAAAUCCCGAUUGGCCUCUGACGUCCCUAGCAGAGAGCGACAACUAUCCUCCAAAGAGCCACAUGACAGCCGCAAAGAAAAGAAAGUUUGUGUCUCCAACGGAAUAUGAUUUUCUGUCAAUUAAACUUAGAGUCCGAUGGACAAAAAAAGAAAAGAGGGAGGGAGCAUCUUCACGGACCGACGUCAGACGCCGAAGACCGGAUAAGCUCCUCUCAGAUUGAGAAUUUGGAAAAAAAAAUUGAGAAAAAAUGUGCAUGAGUUUACUCGCCACUCAAACACCCUUGAAAUUAUAAAAAGAGAGUUUGAUGUGCAUGUCAGAAAAGAAACACAUCAUCUGGAGAUAAUCGAUUAAUUUCUUUUAUGCUGUAAAUAUUGUAUUUUGGAUAAAUUAGAGUCUAAUCUUAUAUGAUAUAAGUUUUAGUGAGACACUCUAGAAAAUAUCUGUAUAUCUCUACUAACCAUGGCUAUUUGCAUAAAUAUGUAAAAUAUAUAUGUGAAGUUAAAGGCAAUGUAAAAAGGAUUCUCUUUCUAAUAAACACAAAUGUAAACGCAGUACAUAUCGUACGGAAAUUCAUAUUCACGCUAAAAUAUUGGUAAACAAAACAAGUUGCUUCGGUCUAGUGGUAAAGGAGCUCCAGCUGAAGUAUCCGCCUCUGGGUUCGAGUCUUGGCCACAGCGAAAUUUACAUAUGGGCUGCAGCAUCCGAGACCAAAGACCGUUAUAUGGUGAGCCACCUGAUGACUUUCGGAUCCAUGCUCACUUUAGUCUCUAGUCUGGACCACCACGGUAGAAUCAGGAUACUCUGUUAGCAAAAAAAAUAUCUUGGUAAACAAAAAGGUAACUGGUUGGACUAUAAAACUUUUCUUAAUCUUUAAUUUCUCUCUGGUCCGCCUCGUAAUUGUAAAGGAUCAUAUUCAAAAUAUUAAAAUAGACCCUUGUUUUAUAUGUAAACUAGAUGACUUCCUACGACAACGCGGAAUAAUAUCAUCUAAACAUUACUUGUAUUAAGUAAAUUUUGUAUAUAUUUGAAAUUUAUAACAAUUUUGAUAAAUUAAAUUUGUUAAUAAAAAAUUGAUAGAGAGACUUUUAUUAGUUAACAAUGAAAGAAUAAAUUUAAAUUUAUUACAUUAUAUUAAUCAUUUUAACAAAUGAAUUUCCGACGAAAUCCGAUUAACAUAUUUCUGACAAAAUUUUGACAGACAGAAUUCUGACGAACUUGAACUUGAAAUCCCUAUUGAAAUCCCAAAAUUAUAAUAUUCUGUCGAAAUUUUAUCGGAUAUUUCCGACGAACAUGAAAUUAUAUGUUUCGUCGGAAUUUCGUCAAAGAAAACCGACGAAAAUAUUAUCCGUCAGAAUGUAGUGUGUUUUCUUGUAGCGUAAUCCUUUUGUUGAGCCCAAGAAAAUACUUCUUUUUUGUCAACAACCCAAAAAAACUAUUAAAAAUAUAGUUGUCUUAAUCAGAAUCAAGAAUCAAGAUUGAAAAUUCCAUAUCUAUAUUCAAAUCUACGCGCUUGAAUUGAAUUCAGAAUUUUAUCAGGUUCUUACCUUGCUAUUUGAAUCAAACAAAAACCAAAAUAAGUAAACUUAAACCAGACUCAAAUUUAUAAAUAAUCAGACGGUUCAUAUAUUUUUUGAACUAAAAACCAAAAACCACAACCAAAUCGAAAACAAAAAGUACAAUCUAGAAGCGAACCAAAAACCAAAUGCACAUGCCUAAAUAUAUUAGCUAACAAAUCGACAUGUUGAUAAAUUUGUCAACAAAAAAUAAUCCCGUGCUUUGAAAGCGCGGAUUCUAUCCUAAUAUUAUUUAUAAAUCUCAAUCCAGAAAAAAAUUAGUUGUAAAUCCUUAUUUACUAAAGUAAAUUUUUGCGUUUAGAUUUUACAACUAUAUCGAAUAAAGUAUAGAAAUUUUUUUUAUAGAUUAAAUUUUACACCACAAAGUUUAAAGCUAUAUUUCACUCAAUCAUCUUAAAAUUUUCAUUUAAUCGAUUUUUUCUUUUAUUGCAUUGAACCGAACCGACUCUGAUUUUCUAUUCUGGUCCUGAUUACUCGUCAGACACACGGGAGAAAAUAAAACACGUUUUAGAAAAAGCAACAAAACGGAAUUUUCCCAAAAAAAAAACCUAAAACCCUAACUAACAUAUUUAAACACCCCUCGGCUCAACAAUCACAUCCAUUCUCUGUCUUGGUCACAAUCUUGUCUGCUUUCUCGCAUCUCCAAAACCAAAAGUGCUCUCUCCCUUCCACGAUUUCGAUCUUAAUCUUACCGUGGAACCGUUUGUGAAUGGUGGAAACGAAUCCGAUCGGUGAUAAGUUUACUUUCUCCCUUCACCUCCAAAGAGCAAGCUUCCUCCUCCCCCUCUCUUCUUCCUGUGCUUUCUCUUUUGGUUCCUGCAAAGAAGGCUGGUACUUUCGCUGCCUCGGCCUCGAUCCGUGAAUCUCAAUCUCAUCAACAAACCCUAGUUUCAUCUCGUAAAUUUAGGGUUUUAUUUCUGUUGAAAUUUUUUCGAAGAUGUUGCUCUACAACAAGCAGAAGAAGAACGCUAAGGGAAACAGAAUCCUUAUAAGCGUUACCGUUCUCGGUAGCGCCGGUCCGAUCCGGUUCCUUGCGUACGAAGAAGAUCUCGUAGCUUCGGUUAUCGACACUGCUCUCAAGUGCUACGCCCGUGAAGGUCGUCUUCCUCUUCUCGGAUCCGACUUCAAUGAUUUCAUUCUCUAUUGUCCCAUGGUUGGACCUGAAUCUAUAAGCGCGUGGAAAGGGAUUGGAUCGCUUGGUGCAAGGAACUUCACUCUGUGUAGGAAGCCAGAGGAGAAGAAUAAGGUGGUUAAGGAAGGUGAUGGAGCUAGAAAAGGAAGCUUCAAAGCUUGGAUCAACAAGUCCUUCAGUCUCAGAGUCUCCACCCAUUAAAGAUUCUACCAACUUUUAUUUUCUUAUGAUUUGAUUCCAGAAGCUUCUGUUGACAAUAUUGGCUUUGUCGGAAAUAAAAGUUUCAGUUUUUUU
Molecule: messenger RNA, 3854 nt
Organism: Brassica rapa (field mustard)
Lineage: Eukaryota; Viridiplantae; Streptophyta; Magnoliopsida; Brassicales; Brassicaceae
Source: RefSeq, a predicted model, not a curated record